GAUUCCAGUCGAGUUUACGAGGAGAGAAAUAUCUGGACACGGAGAGGACGGACUUUACUGGAACAGAGGAGAAUGCUGGGGUUUUAAUUCACUGAGUUAUCAACCGGAACAUCUUAAAUCCGAGCGUUAGUUAAACCCGAACUAAACCCGAGUUAAACCCGGGUUAACCCGAGCUAACCGGCCACAUUACCCGCCUCUGGCCGCGGUGUGACAGCAGGAAUGGCUCGGCCGAGGAAGAAAAGCUCUCCGGGCUGUUUAGUAUGAGGCUCUGCGGGGAGACACGGCGGGAAGACAACAAGAACUACAACAAUAAAAACUACAAUAAUACCAACAAUAACAAGAAGAAGAAGAAACACAGGAGGAGGACAGACUGUGAGAGAGCUGCCCGGUGACAUUCAGCAGAAGAAGAAGAAGAAGAAGAAGAUGAAGAUGAUGGGAGGAAGAAGAGUGGAGCUGCUGGAGGUCUGCUGCCUGCUGCUGCUGACAGGAUACUCACACUGCAGAGACUCUCAGCAGACAGAACACCUCUCCUCCUAUCAGCUGACCGUCCCUCGACCAAUAGGAGGCCGGCUGAGGCGGGACCUGGACGGGAGACCCCCCAAUCAGGUGUCUUACAUCAUCAGUGUGGACGGAAACGAUCAUGUUGUUCAUCUGGAGAGAAAUCAGUUGCUGCUUCCUGCAGACUUCACUGUGUUCUCCUACAGUCCCAAUGGAUCACUCAUCACAUCCAGACCACCUGUACAGGACCACUGUCACUAUCAGGGCUUCGUUCAGGACAUGGAGGCUUCUUCUGUUGCUAUGAGCAUCUGCAACGGCCUCAGAGGAGUGUUGCAUCUCGCCGACGACAGCUACGGCAUCGAGCCGUUAGACUCCGCCCCCGAGCAGCACCUGGUGUACCGCCUGCAGGAUGUGACGUCACAGCCCCGGGGAUGUGGCACGCCGCACCAUGAUGAGCGUUACCGUGGCAACAACGCCACCACGGAGCACGCUCAGCAUAAACCAGAGGAGAUCCACCACAGAGGACACAGCAGGAUGAAGAGAGCUGUUCUUCAUCUGACUCACUACGUGGAGCUGCUGCUGGUGGUCGACAACGAGCGGUAUAAUUAUAUGAACAAGAACGAGACGGCGGUGAGAGACGAGAUGGUUCAUCUGGCCAACUUCAUCGACAGCAUCUACAUGCAGCUGAACGUGCGGGUGGUCCUGGUCGGUCUGGAGAUCUGGACUCAGCAGAACCUGAUCAGCACCGAGGGAGGAGCCGGAGAGGUUCUGAGCCGCUUCACCCAGUGGAGAGAGAAAGAGCUGGUCCAUCGCCGCCGCCACGACUCAGCACAAACUCAUCCUGUUAGUGUGAAGAAGGGUUUCGGGGGAACAGCAGGAAUGGCGUUCGUCUCCACCGUCUGCUCCAGGAGCCACGGGGGCGGGAUCAACGCGUUCACCAACAACAACGUUCCCUCGUUCGCCUCCAUUGUGGCUCAUGAGCUCGGUCACAACCUCGGGAUGAACCACGACGACGGGCGCUCCUGUACCUGCGCCGUCGCCGCCUGCAUCAUGAACUCUGGAGCCACAGGAUCCAGGAACUUCAGCAGCUGUAGUGCUGAUGACUUUGAGAAGAUGAUCUUGUUGACGGGGGGGACGUGUCUCCUGAAUGUCCCCCGUCCUGACGAGGCCUACAGCCCGUACUGUGGGAACCGGCUGGUGGACAUUGGGGAGGAGUGUGACUGCGGCUCACAGAAGGAGUGUGAGGUGGACCCCUGCUGUGAGUAUCAGACCUGUAAACUCCGGUCAGGAGCCCAGUGUGCGUACGGAGAGUGCUGCUACAACGGUCAGUACCUAGCAGGUGGGACGGUGUGUCGGUCCAGGACAGAUGAUGAGUGUGAUCUAGCUGAGUACUGUAACGGCUCCUUCCUCUGUCAGAGCGACGUCUUCGUCCAGAACGGUCAGCCGUGCCGGAGCCAGCAGGCCUACUGCUAUAACGGGAAGUGUCAACACUACGACGGACAGUGUCAGGCCAUCUUUGGACCCAAGGCGAAGGCGGCUCCUGAGAUCUGUUUUAAGGACGUCAACAGUAAAGGAGAUCGCUUCGGUAACUGUGGUUACCAUAACUACGGCUACAAGAAGUGUGAGAGCAGAAACGCUCUGUGUGGGAAGCUGCAGUGCUCCAACGUCCAGGCGGUGACGGUGUUCGGCAUCGAGCCGUCCAUCAUCAGCACGCCGAUCAUGGGCGCCAAAUGUUACGGAGUCGACUUCAUGCUGGGCUCAGACGUCCCAGACCCAGGCAUGGUCAACGAGGGGAGCAAGUGUGGAGACAACAAGGUCUGCGUGAACUUUGAGUGUCGCGGCGCCGACAUCCUGAACUACGACUGUGACGUGGAGAAGAAGUGUCACGGACACGGGGUGUGUAACAGUAACAAGAACUGUCACUGUGCCGACGGCUGGGCGGCACCUUUCUGUGAGGUCAAAGGUUACGGAGGCUGCGUGGACAGCGGACCCACCUGGUCAGAUAAAGACACGUCUGUCAGAGACGGUCUGCUGGUCUUCUUCUUCCUCGUCCUUCCGCUUCUCGCUCUGGGUGCGUUUGUUUUCCUGCGCCGGAACGAGCUGCUGCGGCGCCUCGGGCUGAGCCCGCAGAAGGAGGUCGCAGGGAUAACCAGUGAGGCUGACGGCGCAGCUUCAGCCAAUCCCAACAGAGGACCGCCUCCCAGAGCGCAGCUUCCAUCUGUUGCCCGGGGCAACGCCAACAACAUCGUCAAAGACGGGCACCACGCUCAGCUACUGCCACCGCAGGAGGUGAUGGAGACCAGCAGGACAGCUUCCUCCUAUGCUGUGAGGCCUCCUCCUCCUCCUCUAAAACCGAAACCUUCUGCUGCAUCUCAGCCUCACCUGGUGCCUCAAAGACCCGCCCCCGCUCCACCUGUUUAA
This is a messenger RNA of Sebastes umbrosus (honeycomb rockfish), 2919 nucleotides long. RefSeq names its product disintegrin and metalloproteinase domain-containing protein 9-like. Gene Ontology annotation, molecular function: metalloendopeptidase activity. NCBI's taxonomy places the organism in Eukaryota, Metazoa, Chordata, Actinopteri, Perciformes, Sebastidae. The record is from RefSeq and is a predicted model, not a curated record. Gene Ontology annotation, biological process: proteolysis. Gene Ontology annotation, cellular component: plasma membrane.